Messenger RNA from Chaetomium strumarium, 2553 nucleotides. RefSeq lists its product as uncharacterized. Bases 1 to 2553 code for a protein of 850 amino acids. The transcript is spliced from 5 exons. The record is from RefSeq and is a predicted model, not a curated record. NCBI's taxonomy places the organism in Eukaryota, Fungi, Ascomycota, Sordariomycetes, Sordariales, Chaetomiaceae.
AUGGGUGACGGACCGGCACGGCGACCUAGCCACGGCCCUGUUUCCGUCCCCAGUAUCUGCAUCAGCAGCGGCAGCAGCAGUAACAGCGAGGACAACGAUAGCGGUCAUAAUAUCAACAAUAGCAACACUACGCAGGGGGACGCGGGCGGAGGCGGCGCCGGGCGCGGCAGCAGUAUAGCACCAGCCACCGGCUUCCGGCCACAGGCGAUACGGAUCCAGGAACCAGCGGAGCGGCGGCCUCUCCUCCCGCAACGUGCGGCCUUCCCGCACAACCUGGACCGCGAGGUCUUCAGCUGCUACAGCUACGGCACGGGGCCCGGCGCGUCCGCGUCCGCGUCCGCGUCCCCAAAUGGCGCCCACCGGCAUCUGCCCGUCUACACCAAUAUCCAUCGAAUCCGCCGCGACAUUAUCUCGGUCGUCGAAGACUACCUCUCGCUUGACCAGCUGCGCGACGUCCGCCUCAACGUGUCGGUCAUCCGGCCCUUGGUCGACAAGCUGUACGAGCAGGACGACAUCUCGAUCGUCUACUGCCUGCUCGUGAACCGUGCUCAGUUCCUCGCCGAGCAGGCGCACCUGAGCAACCGGCAGAAUGUGAACUACACACGGGCGAUGCUGUGCGAGCUGAUUGCGACCAGGAUACUGAGGCGCUUCAAUGAGGACAACGAGGGGCCCGAGAACCUGCUGGUGCUAGCCCAUGUGCUGAUCGCCGGCUUUGAGCCGUUCCAGAACGCGCCCGACGAGAUCAGGCGGGAGGUCGGGGCGUCGACGGCGCAUCACCGGACGCUGCCAGCGUUGGAGGUGGCGAUUCUGAGCGAAAGCCGCAUCUUCCUGGCGUCGACGAGUUGCCAGAAGAUCGUGGAUGCCAUCUACGAGGGCCGGGUCAUCUACACGCCCUCAAGCUUCAUGGACAUCCUCCCCGACCGCUACAAGCAGCGACCUAUUUCACUGUACAACCCCCGAGAGGCGUCCCUCCUCAACCAGUACCGCCUGGUGGUGCCGAGGACGCGGAAUUACCUCGAGCUUAUGCAUUUUGUCGUUCUCCUAGGCUUGUAUCUUGCCUUCAUGAGCGAGAGGGACGCGGAGCAGUUCAGCAAGCUCGAAGUCUGCUUCACCGUAUACGCCCUCGGAUGGGUCUUGGACCAGUUCGCCACGCUCCUGGAGCAUGGAUGGGACGUCUACGCGCAAAACCUGUGGUCCUUUCUCGACGUCACGUUUGCCGUCAUCUACUGGGUCUACCUCAUCAUCCGCAUCUACGGCUGGAAGACAGCGAGUCUUGAGGCCGGGCAGCAAGCCUUGGACGUGUUGGCCAUGGGAGCGCCCGUGCUUGUCCCGCGGCUGGCGUUCAAUCUACUCUCAGACAACCUUGUGUUCCUGUCGCUCAGAUCUAUGAUGUCCGACUUCGCUCUGCUGUCAGCUCUGGCUGCUUGGUGCUUCCUUGGCUUCUUGCUGUCGUUGUUCUGGCUUGGAAACGGUGGUUUUGGUCCCGCAACCAUCAGCAAGUGGAUGAUCUACAUCUGGUUCGGGCUCGAUGGGUCCGGCAUCCAGCAUUCUACCGAGUUCCACAAGAUCCUCGGACCUUCUCUCAUGGUCACAUUCGCCUUCCUCGGCAACACGCUUUUCCUGACCAUCCUCGUCUCCAUGCUGUCCACGACCUUCAGCCACAUCGUCAACAACGCGCCCGCCGAGAUACAGUUCCGCCGGGCGGUCAUGACACUCGAAGGCGUCAAGGGUGACGCCAUCUUCGCCUACCCGCCGCCCUUCAAUAUUCUAGCCAUCCUCCUCCUCGUGCCGCUCAAAUUCUGCGUCUCGGCCCGCUGGUUCCAUAAGAUCCACGUCAUGUCGGUCCGUCUCAUCAACCUGCCUAUCUUGCUGGUCAUCGCGCUCGCCGAGCGCCGCUCCCUCUCGCCUCACAAGCUGCCCGCCCUGUCGCCCGCACCCAGCGUUUCCAAGGGCCACACCAUCACAAUCCGCCGGCGGUUCUGGGAGCGAUGGAGGAUCACCAGCCAUAGCGAUAUCUCCACCGUGUUCGAGGUGCCCGUGCCGGACUCGGUGCUGGGAGACGUUGCCGCAGACGAUGACAUGACGCGGCACCUUAUUCGCAGGCAGUUUACUCCAACAGCGCGCGGAUUGCCGAUCGUAGAGAUCUCCAGUCAGCAACGACCUCAGCAACGACCUCAGAAACCAUCACAGCAAGCACAGAAACUACCACCGCAACCGCUAUCCACAUCGCCUGAGCAGAUCAUACAGCCGCCAGCCACGCCGCAGCAGGGCCAUAGGGUGCCCAGCAGGCGCGACAGCAUUGCGCCAUUCCCCGGGCUGAGGGCCGAGCUGCAGGAUGUGUUGCGCGAGAGCGACGAAGUGAGUGACAUCGCCUCGCGGCUAGAAACGUUGGAAGAGCGCAUGCAGCGGAUUGAGGGGUUGUUGGAGAAGUUGGUGGGUGCACACAACGGGAACGUGGGGUCAAGCUCAGGAGAGGAGGGUGUGGAAAUGAUGCCUUCGAGGAGGCGUCGGAAGUCGGUAGCGGAGUUGAAUAGAGAGGCUGAAGAGGAGUGA